UUAACGAGAUGUUCAGUGUAAUUUAUAUUUGCUGAAAAAAAUCUUUGGUUGUCCUGACUAUUUCUUGCCUCAUCGUAGGACAGGAUUGUCACUGUGAACCGAGACACUAACUGACAAGGACCAGGCAAGUGUUAAAAUGAGAAACUGGAGGAUUAAUUGCUUAAAAAUCCUUCUUACCUUUACCUAACCAAUAGACUACAACAUAUUAGAACCCUCAUGUAAGACUCGGGUAGUGUUUUACGUUUCAGGGUGCAGAAGACGAACCGAUCGAUUUAGAGGAACAGACGACAGCAAUCAUCGAUCACAAAUUCAAAGAAGACUCUUCUCUGACUACUCCAUCAAAACAGGAACCGCAUCCAAAGGAAAGGUUAUCCACCCCAGGAAACAGUGGCUUAAAGAAUCAGGAAGUUACUUCUGAAAUGGACCAUAACAGCAGCAAUAUUCUGUUGGAUCCCAAAACCAAGGAGUCUUCAGAUCUGCACAGCUACAUUCAAAAGAUGACUAUCAGCAGGGAUGACUUCUCAGCCUUGUGUCUUAGAAUUAUAGAAUGGGUAAUGAAAGCUGCCUCAACAGUUCUGAUCCCAGCUCUUGAGCUCACUUUGGGAAAGAAAGACAGCUUGCACUUGAAUCCUUCCAGUGUAGUGAUUCCAUGCAACCCAACCUGCUGCUUUGAGAAUAAAAAACUAAAGGAGACAGAGUCUGUUCUCUCCAGCAUUGUACACCUUAGUCUGAACUCUGUUUCCAGCAAAUGCAGCAGUGCCAAGGCAGCUUGCAGGAGAGGAACUUCAACACACUACCACUCACUAAAUAGGUCUCCAAAUGAUACAUUAGAUGAGGAGUGCAAACAGAGUUUUACUUUACACUCUUCGUCAACACCACAAAAGGAAAUCAGGGAAGGGAAGGGUCUGCAUUCUUCUGCUCCACUGGAGUCCCUGUUUGGGAUUUCAGAGGACAUUAUCCUCAGUACAGUUCAACAAGGAAUCUCCAAGUCAAUAAGUGAUACAAUACUGUCAUCCACACACAAAGAGAAAAAUCAUCCUAAACUAGACUCCACUAAGUUUAGUAUAGAGCUGGUGAAGAGUAUUAUUAAGCAAACAAAUUCCAUAAUGGCAAAGACUCUGCACAGCAAAGCUUCAUCUCAGGCUUUUUUAGACAUUGAGACUAGUUGUGAUGCUAAUGUACCAUCACUUCAAGAGAUCCUACAAACAGUCUCUGAAAAGGUGCUGGACAAUAUUUUAGAACAGAGACCUACAACAGCAAGUUAUGAGUUAGACAGGAGAAAUCUUUACAAAUUGGCUGCUUCUGCAAUGCAAAACAUUGUUCUCAUUUUAAAGGUAGUUAAUAACUGCACUGAUGGACAAAGUGCCAGUGAUGGUACAGAAACCGAUUCUGCAGUGUGCCACUCGCUCAGCAACUUUCUGUUUGCAGUUGCAAAGGAACUUCAAGCAAUUGCAAUCCAAAGCAGUUCAGCUCACAAUUUAGACAUAUUUGACUCACCAGAAUGCAGUAGAGGAUCUAGUCAUGAUCUAUUCCUAAAAAACAUCCACAAGGGCAAUAUUGUUCAGGCAGUAGAGGAAAGACUGACAAACAUCUUUGAAACAUUCAAGAAUUCUUCGAUUUUCUCUGGUUCCUUGCACCAGACUGAUUCACAAGGCUGUCUCGGGGAACGGUCUGAAGCUCCUGAGAACAUACCUCCAAUCAGUUGUUUUCUUUCAGAUGAAAGAAUCACCAAAAUAUCCACAGAUGUUGUAGAUGUUGUAUCUUCCACAAUUCUGUCCACUUUGGAAACAAUGGAUGGCAAGGCUUCAUUAUCUGGAUCUCAGCAUCAAUACUUCGAUUUAGAGCCUGAGCCAUGUGAUGUCAAACAUGUUUGCCAUGUGAUAGUCACAAAAGUGUCUGAACAAAUCUCCCCAGUUUUGUCUCUCACCAAAAUAUCAUCAUCACCCCUCAAAUCAGACCUUGUUGAUGUCCAUUCUGCAGUAACUGCUGCAACAGCAUGUCAGGCAUUUAAGAUGGAGCUUGAUAAUGAAUGUCCACAACACUCCACAAUUGAGGAGUCAGGGUCAGCUAACCCAUUGGCCAGGCAAUUAGUGACCUCCCUCACACAGACUUUUGGGGACAUCAUCCAGGGUUGUUCAACCAUUCUUGAGCCAUCAGCAGUAACUGAGUUUCCUGAGUUGCCCUCACCAGUCAUCUCCCGCUCUGUGCAUAUUGAAACAUCUCUGGCAGGUCAGCCCUGCUCUAAGAAAGAGAGCAUUUUAUUUAGCCAUUCUAGCUCUGCUGAUUCACAAGAGUCUCAAAUUGCAUUUGCCCCUGAAACAAGCAAUGCAUCUAUGUGCUUUAAGAUAACAGAGAGUGAUAUCACUGAAUCCACCUCUGGGAUUCCUGAUGGAGAACUAAAGGAAGUGAGAAGUUCAAUGGAACUGAAUGCCCAGUCAGGAUCCAGAGUGUUGUGGGAAGAAGCUAGGUCUUUGGCCAGUAAGCUUUAUCAUGAUGUUCUUGACAAGCUAAAAAGAUUACCAGUGUUUCAAGAGCUUGGAGAAGGCAAAUAUGUGGAUGUUAAGAGUACAAGUGGAUCAGAAAAUGCCCAGUCCUGUGCUGGCUCUUUGACAGAUCAAUUCAACCUUUAUUCCUACACUAAAGAAAUCAUUCAGCAAGUUCUGGAUUCACUUUCUUCUUCACUCUCAAAGAAUAGCAAAUUUACCACAAAGACUGAUCUCUCAGAUAUAUCUCUUGACUCCUGUAAAAUGCUUGAGAGGGUUAUCUCCUCCUAUGACGUCUCUUCAAAUUCCAUAACAUCACCUAGUACGCUGGGACUAGGUCAUGGAACCCAAGGAUCUGACACCAGGUUAUCAGGAAAGAGAGAUUCAGGGCCAUCAACUGAGCAGAUCCAAACUGAAGCAAGAAAAAUAGUAAGCGAGGUGCUGCUUAAAUCAAUAAUUCUUCUUCUUACACACUCCGUUGGUGAUGCCUCACAACAGAGCACACCAGACACGUCAAAUAAUGUGUCUUCUGCUGCAAGAGAUGUUCUGAACAUUAUUAUGAAUGGUCUAAAGCAUGUUACACACUCCACAUCAUCAGCGACAGAAUCAACCAUAUUAGAUGGUAGUCUGACCGAAACUGAAUCAGCACAUGUGGGAUCCCAUCAGAAACCUGCUUUUGACAAAUUCCAGGUCACCGGCCGUAACAUUUUUGACCAAGUUCACAAUCGAAUUAAGAUGUUUUUCUCCUCAUUUCCACCAAUAGACACAGAUAAGGGUAGUCAAGAUGUUUCUGAGCAGUCUCAAGGUAAAAUAGAGGACUUUGGCACCAUGUCCAACCAGUUUUCUGUGAACACAUGCUCUAAAGAAAUCAUCCACCAGGUAGUAUCAUCAUUGCAGUUACAAGUAUCUCAAGUGGAUUCCCUAAAAGGGAGACGAUCAAAUAUUACCCUUGCAGCCUGUGAAUUGGUGGACUCUGUCAUCUCUGCACUAGAUAUUGCUUCUACUUGUGCUAGUCCUGAUUCUUCUCAAUUAGAUGAUCAAUCAUUUUUUAAACGAGAGCUUACAACCAACGAUCAUUUAAAAGAUGCUAUCAUACGUGCCACAGCCAGCCAGAUGGCAAAGGAGGCCAUCAUCAAAGCCAUGGUUUUUGUUACCACAGAAUUUUGCAAAACUGAAGCAUUACACUCAGAGACUGAAUUUCCUGCCACAGAAGAGCCAGUUCCUUCUGCCCCAUCAACAACUCUGUCUCCUAUGUCAUCACCUGAGAGUGUUGUUGCCCUAGACAUAGUGAAUACGAUUGUGAAAGAUUUGGAGAGCUUAUCAGAGUUUAUAAAGAUGCCAAUUACUUGGGAAUCCAGCAACACAAACAAACUUCAAGAGCAAUUGAAAUCCCAGAAUGUAAUAAAUGAUGCCAACAUGUUGCUCAGUUUCUCAGAGGAAUACAUACCAUUAAAAGCCAUUUGCAUUUUUCACAAGGUUAAGUCCAACGUCAAGAAAUUUUUCUCCCUUGUUUCACCAUUCAGCAUUAAUGAUGAUCUGGACAAAUCUGUUGAAAUUGAUGACGCAGGAACUAAUUCUGCUCAAGCAUUCUGCAAGCCAACAAAGAGUAAAUCACUACAAACAGAAUUCAAAGCAAAAGCCCACUCCCUCCAAAAAGGUCACUGUCAAGGUGACACCAGUGAAAUCGCAGCAAUCACACAGGAUGCAGUCAGCAUUUGUGCUAAAGAAGUUGUUAGCCAGGUCUUAUCUGCUAUUAAAACAGCACUGGAUACAAAAGAGUUUUCUCCAUCAGGGCUUAAGGUGACCAAACUAUCCCUUGCAGCCAGUCAGAUAGUUGACUCCCUACUAGUUGGCAUACAAGAGGUAAACUACUAUGAUGUUCAGGAAAUCAAAAGCACUGACAGUUCUGAUGAGCAUUUUUCCAUCACUGACGAGAAUGAUGUAGGUGUGCUCUCAAAACAGCAAAACGUCCUUGCAGCAGAUAAAGAAAAGCUUACUGAUGACUCCAAAGUAAUGACAAAAGCACAGUUUUCUACAUCUAGAGAAUCAUUUGUGAAAAAGGCAGAUGAGACUUAUGGAAAAGAAAAUCAGAUGUUACCUUCCAUGCCAACAAGGCUUUUCCCUGGGAGUUACUUUGAACAGCUCCUUUCCACUGAGAGCCUCUGCUUGUAUUCUGCCAAUCUCAUCCAAAAAGUCCAACAUAUUUUUGAGGAAACAAGUUCUGAACAGAUGCUUAAGUUUCCUGCCAACAGAAGUUAUUUGGAACAAACUUUCAUUACAGAUGUUGGCAAAGUUGGAAAUCCUGCAGUGUCUCCUAUGGAUGUAUUUGUUGGUACCUUUGCUAAACAUUUAGUGAGGACUCUGUUACAGAAUUGCCUGGGGGUGUCACCCACUUCUUCUGUUCAGAUAUCCCAAGAACAAAAUCAUAAUUUACUGACCAGCUUUCACACUACCUUUGUCAAGACCGAGGCUGCAGAGUUUUCCAACAAAAUUUUGCAGCAAUUCACUGAGAUUUUGACCAACAGUGUGUUGGAUGCCCUGUCUGAUGCCUGUGGCACUCAAAUACAUUUUAAAGGUGUCUUGUCAGCACCAAAUUCUAACAGUAGGCAUGCCACAUGUGACACUUCAUGCGAAACCCUGGAGCAUCAUGCUGAAAACCCCAUUUACAGAGAAGUGAAUGCCAACAAGUCAUUAGUGUCACCAAACACUGAGAACUUUGAAGGCAUUCAGUGCUUUCAUUCCAUUCCUGCUGUUCAGAAAAAGCAAAUUACUGAUAAACCUCAUGACAAGACCAAAGAGAAGAGCAGAAUGAUGGCAUUCCUUCCUAAAAUGCCCAAAACCACAAAGAUCCCAAAAUUCAAGUUAAAGAUGUUCAGUAAAAAAGUGGAGCCUCUAAAAUGUGAUAGCCAAGAGAUGCCCAGCAUAGGCAGUUUCUCACAUGGAUUUGAGGCUAAUUGUUCAUUUUGUUCCUCAAGUCAAGAAAACACUGUAGUCAACCCCUCACAGGAAGAGGAUGCUUCUUUGGUAACUUCACCAGUAUCAGAGCCUAGAAGACAUCCUAUUUUGGCCAGAGCAUUUACUGUGUUCUCUCAUGUCCUGUCCAACGCCUUUAGAGUCCAAGACACGAGCAUCUAAUUCUUUCUGUUUAACAGUUAAUUCAUAAGGAGUUUACUUACCUGUUUACAAAAUACAUUGCUACUUUGUU
This is a messenger RNA of Myxocyprinus asiaticus (Chinese sucker), 5688 nucleotides long. RefSeq lists its product as uncharacterized. The coding region runs from base 420 to 5618 and encodes 1732 amino acids. The transcript is spliced from 9 exons. Lineage: Eukaryota; Metazoa; Chordata; Actinopteri; Cypriniformes; Catostomidae. The record is from RefSeq and is a predicted model, not a curated record.